AUGGAGUUAAUAUUAAAAAAAAGUCAAAAUUCUUUAAAAUACUCGAAAGAAAUUGAAUUAUCAACAAUUUCAAUAAUUAUAACAUUUUCAAACCUUUCAAAUAAAUCACAACAAUCAUUUCUAAAUGAUAAUAAAAUCACACUAUCAAAUACAUUAGAAUGUUUAAUGAAUUUAGAUAAUCUUAUAAUAAAGAAAUGUUUAUUCAAAUUAAUAGAAAUUAUAUAUAGUGUAAAAUUAGAACUUUAUAAUACCAAUAAUAACGAUAAUGAUAAUUAUAAUAAUUAUUUAUUAUCAAUAGUAAAUAUAGAUAACCUUUUAGAACAAAAAUCAUUUUUCAUAGAUUUUAUAAUUAAUUCACUUUUUAAAAUUCCAAAUUUAAUUAAAUCACUUUUAAAUUUAUUAGUAAUCAAUGAUAAUGGAAAUGAUGGUGGUGGUAAAAUUGUGAAUAAUAUAUUAAUUAUUUUAGAAAUAAUAAUUCAAAAAAAUCCAAAACUUAUUAAAGAAGAUCAUUUAUUAGAUUUACUUUUACCACUUGUUCCAACAACAACAACAACCUCAACAAUAGGAAACUCAUUAGAACCACAAAAAUCACUAAAACCAAUUUCAUAUGAAAAAUUUUUAUUCCUUGUUAAUAAUAAUGAAGUACAAAAUUUAUUUAGUAGAUAUUUAAAAUAUAUAUUUUCAGAACAAUCAGAUAUAUCAACAACAUCAAUCGAUAAUUUAAUAAAAUGGAUAUUAAAUAAUACAGUUUCAUUCAGUACUAGUAAUAAUAAUAAUAAUAAUAAUAAUAAUAAUAAUAAUAAUAAUAAUAAUAAUAAUAAUAAUAAUAAUAAUAAUAAUAAUAAUAAUAAUAAUAAUAAUAAUAAUAAUACACCUUUUGAAACUUUUUUAGAAUUAAUAUUAGAUAGUUUUUCUUCAUCAUCAUCUUCUUCUUCAUCUUCUUUUAAAUCACUUGAACAAGAAAAUAAUGAAACAAUCCAACAACCAAAAUCAACUUACAAUUAUGAAUUUUUAAUUGAUAAAGUUAUAACAUCAAUUGGUGAAACAAUUUCAAAAAUUGAGGAUAUUAAUGAAAGAGAAAAAAAAUGGAAUUCAAUUUUAUUUAUUCUAGAAAUUAAAUUAUAUGCAAAUCCAAAGAAUACGACCUUAUCCAAAAUAUUACCAAAAUUAAUUAAAUACAUAGAUAAGAAAAUUAUAUUUGAAACAAUUAUUUCAAAUGUUAAUUUAAAAUUACAAAUUCAAAAUAAAUUAUUAAACAAUUUAAUAAUACCAACAACAAUGACAACAACAACAGAUGAUACAGAUACAAACUAUAAUAAUGAUAAUAAUAGUUAUUUUGAUGGUGAAGAAGUUUUUAAAUUUUUAUCACCACUUUUAAUUUUAAAAAUUUCAAUUACACAAUUAACAUCUAAAGAAUUAUUGAAAUUUACAAAAGAAAAAUCAAAUGAUAUUAUAAUGGCACAAUUAACAAAUAAUUUAAUAAGGCGUUUAAAUUCAAAAAAUUUAAUGUUGGAAAUUAGAAAAUUAGCAUCAGAUUGUUGUAGUAAUAUACCACCAAGUUAUUGGUCUACUUCAAUGUCAAAUUCAUUAAUAACUCAAUAUGAACUUUAUAAAAAUAGUAAUAAUAAUAAUAAUAAUGAUAAUGAUAAUGAUAAAUUUUUAAAAAAUUCAUCAUUAGAUUUUGUAAAAUUAAUUUUAUUUUGUUUUUGUAAUGGUUAUCAAGUUCAUGGUAUUAGUGAAGAUGAUGAUGAUUAUGAUAGCGGUGAUAAUAAUAAAGAAGAAGAAGGAGAAGAAGAUGAAAGUGGUUGUUGUGGUGGUGGUGGUGGUAUUCCAUUUAAAAAUUGUACUACUAAAUUAUUAAAAGUUUUUGAUUCAAUUUUAUUUUCAAAUAAUGAUUUAGAAAUUGGUAAUGUUGGACCAGAAUCAGAGAUUGCUAAAUUAUUUAUGGCAGUUAGUGAUUGUCUAGCAUUUAUAAUCAAAUCGAUUGUUGUAAAACAAGUGAAAUCAUCCUCUUUACUAUCUACAAAAUCAACGUUAACGUUAUUUUUUGGAAAAACUUAG
Dictyostelium discoideum AX4 is the source of this 2061-nucleotide messenger RNA. RefSeq lists its product as hypothetical. The transcript has a single exon. The record is from RefSeq and is a predicted model, not a curated record. Bases 1 to 2061 code for a protein of 686 amino acids. Lineage: Eukaryota; Evosea; Eumycetozoa; Dictyosteliales; Dictyosteliaceae.